Molecule: messenger RNA, 1458 nt
Organism: Ictalurus punctatus (channel catfish)
Lineage: Eukaryota; Metazoa; Chordata; Actinopteri; Siluriformes; Ictaluridae
Gene: srsf5a
Product: serine and arginine rich splicing factor 5a
Exons: 8
Coding region: 161-997 (278 amino acids)
Cellular component (GO): cytoplasm; ribonucleoprotein complex; nucleus
Molecular function (GO): mRNA binding
Source: RefSeq, a predicted model, not a curated record
AAUAGUAUAUAUUCUAGAUUGUUUUCAAUUUAAUCGUUUUUGGUUGGAUAAAGUUGUAGUGACGCACAUCGUGACCCCGCCCCCUUCCAGUCACUUCCUGUAUCCUUCUUUGCUCGGACGCCAUUUUGUCAUUUCGAUUAACAGCAACGAGAUUUUCACCAUGAGCGGAUGUCGUGUGUUUAUCGGCCGGUUGAGUCCUCACGCGCGGGAGAGAGACGUGGAGAAAUUCUUCAAGGGGUAUGGACGCAUCCGGGAGAUCAACCUGAAAAAUGGGUUCGGCUUUGUGGAGUUUGAUGACCACAGAGAUGCGGACGACGCGGUGUACGAGUUAAACGGAAAGGAGCUGUGCAGUGAGAGGGUGACCAUUGAGCACGCUCGCUCUCGCCGGGGUCGAGGAGGUGGAGGAGGAGGUGGUGGAGGAGGAGGAGCAGGCAGCCGUUUCUCUCCACGCUUCGGAGGCUACCGCCAAUCACGCAGUGCAGGAUCCAGGUAUGGGCCUCCCGUGCGUACGGAGCACAGGAUUGUGGUGGAGAAUCUGUCGUCCCGUAUCAGCUGGCAGGACCUGAAGGACCUGAUGAGGAAAGUGGGAGACGUGACAUUCGUGGACGCUCACAGAGCCAACAAGAACGAGGGGGUGGUUGAGUUUGCCUCACACAGCGAUAUGAAGAACGCCAUCGAGAAGCUGAAUGGAACAGAACUGAAUGGCCGCAAAAUCAAGCUGUUUGAGGAUCGAAAGAGGAGCCGCAGCAGGAGUCGCUCUCGCAGCUCCUCCCGUUCCCGCUCUCGUUCACGCUCCAAAUCUGCGAGUCGGAGCCGUAGCCGCGAGGACAAGCGCGACAGCAAGCGUGAGAAGCGCUCUCGCAGCCGCUCUCGCUCAGCCAGUCGCACGCCAGAGAAGAAAACCUCUGCCAAGUCUGAGUCCCGCUCUCGCUCCCGCUCUCCAACUCCCAGGAAACAGUCCCGCUCUCGCUCGGCCUCCACCGAGAGCCAGCAUUGAAAAAGUGUGUGUGUGUGUGUGUGUGUGUGUGUGUGUGAAUGAAAGGGGUGUGUGUAUGAGAGAAUGUGACUUUCAAACCUGCAGGCCGUGUUUGUGUGUUUAUCUUUGCGGAGAGUGAACUUUAUUAACCCUUUGAUUUUUAUUUGAUCUUUCUGUACGGAGCUUUAUUAGAUGUAAAAGUGUACGUGAUGUACACGGGUGCAGCGGAUCAGCAGCGGUCUCUGCUGAUCCACGACACCUGCAGGAGGAAGUGUGUGCUUCUGUGCUUUAGUUUUUGUAGUUGAGAUGUUCAGUAAGAACAGGACCAGAUCUGUGUGUGUGCGCGUGCAAGAGAAUGAAAGGUGUGUGAGUGUUUUCCAUUGUUCUGUACACAUUUAUUUCCACACAGUCGUCAUUGUGUUGUGUUCCUGGUUCUGUAACUGCUAAUGAUUUAUUACAGAAAUAAACUGUGAAUCAGUCCA